Messenger RNA from Acanthosepion pharaonis, 2337 nucleotides. The record is from the annotation of a GenBank genome assembly. Lineage: Eukaryota; Metazoa; Mollusca; Cephalopoda; Sepiida; Sepiidae.
AUGCUUUUUUUCCCCAAGAAUAUGGUCUUAUCAUAUCUUCCUCUGUGCAUUCAUUAUCUAUCUAUCUAUCUAUCUAUCUAUCUAUCUAUCUAUCCCUUCAUUAUGUAUCUAUCUUUGUCUUUUCAUAUCUAUUUUAGCCUUUUCAUAUCUAUCUAUCUAUCUAUCUAUCUAUCUAUCUAUCUAUCUAUCUAUCUAUCCCUUCAUUAUCUAUCUAUCUAUCUAUCACUUCAUAUCUAUUUUAGCCUUUUCAUAUCUAUCUAUCUCUUCAUUAUCUAUCUAUCUAUCUAUCUAUCUAUCUAUCACUUCAUUAUAUAUCUAUCUUUGUCUUUUCAUAUCUAUUUUAGCCUUUUCUUUCAUAUCUAUCUAUCUAUCUAUCUAUCUAUCUAUCUAUCUAAUUCUUCCUUAUCUAUCUUCAAUAUUCAUUCAUAUUUAUAUAUAGGAUUAUGCUUCAGCAAAGCAUUGGCCAGGAACCAAAACAUCUUUUCUUCUCUCCUUCAUCUCUUGCCCCCACCCCCUACACCAACCGCCCUUGACUACGUUUCCAUGCCCCAAGCAACCGUAAAAAAAAAAAAAUCAGGAGAAAAAUACUUUACUCACAACUUUUUUUUUGAAUCAUCUUCCAUUUUUUUUCUUCCAUGUUUAAAGCGCUUUCUCUCUCCACUCCAGAUAUUUUUCUUCUUUUACAAAUCUUUCCAUUCUCUUUCUUUCCAUCCUCCUCUUUCUCAUUUUCUUUGUCCUCUUCGGUUUUCCUACUCUUUCUUUCUUUUCUGUUUUCGCAAUAUCUUUUUCCUUUUUCCCUGUCUGACUUCCUCCUUUUUACUGUUGCUUAAUUUCUUGACCUUUUUCUCUUUUACUUAUUUUUUCAUCCUUUCUGUUUUCCUUCCCUAUCUUUCUUCCUCAUCUUCUUUUAUUCCUCAUUUUUCUCUCGUCCCCGUUCUUUUUUUCUUCCUCCUCUUUUCUUUUUCUUCUCCACUCUUUAUUUCUUUACUUAAUUUCCUUGUCAUAUCAUUUCUCUCUACCUCCUCUUUCUUUUAUCUUUCUUUCUCUAUUUCUCUUUUUUAUUUCCCAACUAACAUUUCAAAUUCUUCUUGUCAGACGGGCAACAAAGAUUGGCCCAACGUUAAAGCAGGGAUUGGCAUAUUAGAAGCGAAGUUACAGUUAAGAAAGAAAGAAAGAAAGAAAGAAAGAAAGAAAGAAAAGAUAAUAGUGGUGAUAAUAUUCACCCUCUUCUUCCAUCCACUAUCUUCCUUUUUUCUUUCUUUUUUCUUUCGUUCGUUCGUUCCUUCUCUCCUUUUUUCUUUCUUUUAUUCGUUCCUUCCUUUCUUCUUCUUUUUUCUUUCUUUCUUUGUUUCGUUCCUGUCUUUCUUCGUUUCGUUUCGUUUCUUUCAUUCAUUCAUUCUUUCAUUCUUUCUUUCUUUCUUUCUUUCUUUCUUUCUUUCUUUCUUUUGUUCCUUCUUUCCUUUCUUCUUUCCCUCCCUUUCUUUCUUUCUUUCUUUCUUUCUUUCUUUCUUUCUUUCUUUCUUUCUUUCUUUCUUUUGUUCCUUCUUUCCUUUCUUCUUUCCCUCCCUUCUUUCUUUUUCUUUCCUCUUUCUUUCAAUCGUUAGUUCUUCUUUCUUUCUUUCUUUCUUUCUUUCUUUCUUUCUUUCUUUCUUUUGUUCGUUCGUUCCUUUCUUCCUUCCUUCUCUCUUUUAUUCGUCCCUUUUUUCUUUCUUUCUUUCUUUCUUUCUUUCUUUCUUUCUUUCUUUCUUUCUUCAUCAAGAAGACUUUUCCAAGCGCAAGAGAAAUUCUGUUCAUAUCUAUCUAUCUAUCUAUCUAUCUAUCUAUCUAUCUAUCUAUCUAUCUAUCUAUCUGUUUGUAUCUAUCUAUCUUUCUCAAUCUGUUUGCAUCUAUCUAUUUCAAUCUGUUCGUAUCUAUCUAUCUUUGUUUAUAUCUAUCUAUCUAUCUAUCUAUCUAUCUAUCUAUCUAUCUAUCUAUCUAUCUAUCUAUCUAUCUAUCUGUUUGUAUCUAUCUAUCUUUCUCAAUCUGUUUGCAUCUAUCUAUUUCAACCUGUUCGUAUCUAUCUAUCUUUCUCAAUCUGUUUAUAUCUAUCUUUCUAUCAAUCAAUCUCAUUCGGUUUGUAUCUAUCUAUCUAAAUCUAUUUAUAGAUAUUUACUCAACUUAGCCAUUACAAGGCCAAGGGAACAAGGGAACAAGUUAGUGAGUGAGAACAUUGUAUUUUUUCGCUUAUUCUCUCUCACCCACUGCUUUAUCCUCAUCCAUUUCUCAUCUAUCUAUCUCAGUCUCUCCAUUAUCUAUCUAUCUAUCUAUCUAUCUAUCUAUCUAUCUAUCUAUCACUGA